AUGUCCUACUUCAUGUCUCCACAAACUCAUCUGGGUCUUCUGCCUUCUGGCCAAGGUGGGGCUGCUGCUCCGGGCUUGUCCCUUGGCCUCUGUAGCCCUGCAGAGCCAGUGGUGGUGGCCCCUGGUGGGCUGGGCCCGUUGAGCCAGAAAGCUGAGCGGCUGACACCUGUUGCCCAGGCCUGGGGCUCCGCCCUAGCCAUGCCAGAAGCCAGGGGCUGCCCUGACGGGGCUAGCUGGGAGCCACUGCCGCGGAAGGAGUACAGCCAAUACUGCCACAAACUCUCCACCAUGAGGCAGCCGGAGAGCUUGGGCUGGGAGGAUGGCUGUUCCAGAGGCCGAGCACCCCAGCUGGGUGGCCCCAGCCGGCCCAGGCCCCUGCUGCUGUGCAGGGUGUCACCAGGGGUUCUGCAGGUACCCUCUGAGGCAGGGGGGCAGGAGGCCGGCUCACAGCCCAACAUCUGCAUCCUAACCUUGGCCAUGAUGAUUGCUGGCAUCCCCACCGUGCCCGUCCCAGGCCUGCGGGAAGAGGACCUGAUCCGGGCAGCUCAAGCUUUCAUGAUGGCCUAUCCAGAGCCAGAGGGAGCUGUGGAAGGGAUGCGGUGGGAACAGGUGCCCGCCCAUACGGCCUCUGGGCAGAUGCCCCUAGUGAGACCCAGGAGGGGCCCGCCUCCUGGCUCCUGCUUGUAGCUGGAUGAAAUAGCACCAGA
This is a messenger RNA of Trichechus manatus latirostris (Florida manatee), 707 nucleotides long. It is a transcript of the gene SPATA25, whose product is annotated as spermatogenesis associated 25. NCBI's taxonomy places the organism in Eukaryota, Metazoa, Chordata, Mammalia, Sirenia, Trichechidae. The record is from RefSeq and is a predicted model, not a curated record. The transcript has 2 exons. Gene Ontology annotation, biological process: spermatogenesis. Bases 1 to 687 code for a protein of 228 amino acids.